Aphanomyces astaci is the source of this 1206-nucleotide messenger RNA. RefSeq lists its product as hypothetical. Lineage: Eukaryota; Oomycota; Saprolegniomycetes; Saprolegniales; Verrucalvaceae. The record is from RefSeq and is a predicted model, not a curated record. Gene Ontology annotation, biological process: DNA integration; DNA transposition. The coding region runs from base 1 to 1206 and encodes 401 amino acids. Gene Ontology annotation, molecular function: DNA binding. The transcript is spliced from 4 exons.
AUGAGCCCAGCCCCGCGGUCAACACGGGAACUCACCCCAGGCAUGAAAAUGGAAGUCGUGUUUGCCCUCCAAGAUGCCAUACACAAUGGCAAGCUCGCACGCGCCGGUCGCGCCACCGUCCGCAAGAUAUGGCGCGACUUCAAGAGCGGGUCGAAGGCAUCCAAGAAGAAAGGGCGUGUCGGACCGAAACCUCGCCACAGCCCGGCUGAGGUCACCGAAAUCGUUCGUAGCGUGCCGGCCCGCGAUCGCAGCACCAUGCACGACAUGGCUUCCUCGACGGGGAUUUCCGUAAGCACACUUUGCCGCCAAUUGAAGUCUGGGACGAUCAACCGUCGAUCGUCCCGACUCAAACCGCUACUGACUGAUACCAACAAGAUCGAGCGACUGGCAUUCUGUAGAGACCACGUAAACAUUCAGUUGGAUGUCAUGAAUGAUUACCUCAGCAGUCGCGCCAGAGACGCUGCCGGCGCGGUCGAAUCCCGCGAACCUGCCGAAUCCCCUGGGACCGCCGAAUUCGACUUCUCCGACAUGUGGGACGUGGUGCAUCUCGACGAAAAAUGGUUUAAUGCUGACAAGGACUGCCGUAAAACGUACCUGACGAGAAGGGAAGUCCAUGAACGUCGUGCCUGCAAGUCAAAGCGCUUCAUACCAAAAGUGAAGUUCUUGGCGGCCGUGGCCCGUCCUCGCCUUGACGAAGGCUUUGACGGCAAGCUUGUUGAGAAAACGCCAGCCCGUCGAAACUCCCGCAAUCGUCCUGCUGGUACAUUGGUGACGGCGUUGGUCAACGUGGAUGGGAAGACGUACCGUGACUAUGUGAUCACCAAGCAUGACAAUGCCACUCCUCAUGGGUCCAUUGAUGUAGGCACCUUGGCUGCUGUGUCGACGGAUGGGUGGACAUUUGUGGUCCGUCGACAGCCGCCAAAUAGUCCGGACCUUAACGUCCUGGACCUCGGCUUCUUCACAUCGAUUCAAGCACUACAAUACAAGAUGGCGAGUCGGUCGAUGGACGAUGUGAUCGAAGCUACAUUGUCCGCCUUCGAGGCGGUGAUGCGCCUUGUAAUGGAACACCACGGCGACAACAACUUCAAGUUGCCCCACCUGAAGAAGGAUACAUUGAGACGUGCUGGAACCCUCAUGGCGAACGUCACAUAUCCUGCUUCGCUUCUCUUUCACGUGAACACAUUCCUCCAGCAGUCCAGUCCUUGA